GAAGGAACAGGGAGGGACCCAGGCCGUGGGCCCUCGGCCCCACCGGACGCACAGCCUGGCCCGCAGCGGUGGGCGGGGAAAAUCCGCUGCCUCCCCCGCCCCUCCCCCACCAGCCCAGCCUCCUUCUUGGUUCUCAAUUAGGUCCGCCACAGGGCUAUAAAUAAAAAGAUCGGUAUCCUGUCAAACCAAAUCGGUCAACGGCAUCCUUUUUUUCUCGGUGAAGAUGUCUGGUCGCGGCAAGGGCGGAAAGGGCCUGGGCAAGGGCGGCGCCAAGCGCCACCGCAAGGUGCUGCGCGACAACAUCCAGGGCAUCACCAAGCCCGCCAUCCGGCGGCUGGCCCGGCGCGGCGGCGUCAAGCGCAUCUCCGGCCUCAUCUACGAGGAGACCCGCGGGGUGCUCAAGGUGUUCCUGGAGAACGUGAUCCGGGACGCCGUCACCUACACGGAGCACGCCAAGCGCAAGACGGUCACGGCCAUGGACGUGGUCUACGCGCUCAAGCGCCAGGGCCGCACCCUCUACGGCUUCGGGGGCUCUUGUCUGAUGACUGGAGUCGUUUUACUUGGAGCUGGUGUACUUGGUGACGGCCUUGGUGCCCUCGGACACAGCGUGCUUGGCCAGCUCCCCGGGCAGCAGCAGGCGCACGGCCGUCUGGAUCUCCCGGGACGUGAUGGUCGAGCGCUUGUUGUAAUGCGCCAGGCGGGACGCCUCGCCCGCGAUGCGCUCGAAGAUGUCGUUGACGAACGAGUUCAUGAUGCCCAUGGCCUUGGACGAGAUGCCGGUGUCGGGGUGCACCUGCUUCAGCACCUUGUACACGUACACCGAGUAGCUCUCCUUGCGACUGCGCUUGCGCUUCUUGCCGUCCUUCUUCUGCGCCUUGGUCACCGCCUUCUUGGAGCCCUUCUUCGGGGCCGGAGCCGCCUUGGCGGGCUCGGGCAUGAUAAUCUCAAAACUAGAGAAAUUGGGACCACCGAAAAAAACAAAGGAAGCCGAAAAUCCAGAAUAUUAAUAGCACCUAUAUACAAACGAAGGCUCUACAUUUUCAUUGGACCCAAUGUGGCCAAUAGAUUAAUAGUAUCGAUGGCUCGCACGAAGCAGACGGCCCGCAAGUCGACCGGCGGCAAGGCCCCGCGCAAGCAGCUGGCCACCAAGGCGGCCCGCAAGAGCGCGCCGGCCACCGGCGGCGUCAAGAAGCCGCACCGCUACCGGCCCGGCACGGUGGCCCUGCGCGAGAUCCGGCGCUACCAGAAGUCCACCGAGCUGCUGAUCCGCAAGCUGCCGUUCCAGCGGCUGGUGCGCGAGAUCGCGCAGGACUUCAAGACCGACCUGCGCUUCCAGAGCUCGGCCGUGAUGGCCCUGCAGGAGGCGUGCGAGGCCUACCUGGUGGGGCUCUUCGAGGACACCAACCUGGCUGCAGGCCGAGCUCCGGGACUGGACGGUGACGGCUGCUUGCUGUUCGGCAUGUCUGGCCGCGGCAAAGGCGGGAAGGGCCUGGGCAAGGGCGGCGCCAAGCGCCACCGCAAGGUGCUGCGCGACAACAUCCAGGGCAUCACCAAGCCCGCCAUCCGGCGGCUGGCCCGGCGCGGCGGCGUCAAGCGCAUCUCCGGCCUCAUCUACGAGGAGACCCGCGGGGUGCUCAAAGUGUUCCUGGAGAACGUGAUCCGGGACGCCGUCACCUACACGGAGCACGCCAAGCGCAAGACGGUCACGGCCAUGGACGUGGUCUACGCGCUCAAGCGCCAGGGCCGCACCCUCUACGGCUUCGGGGGCUGAGCUUCGUCGCAGCUCUGGGCGCUGCAGCCUCGCCGUCGUCCCCAAAGGCCCUUCUCAGGGCCACCCACUUGGUCACAGGAAGAGCUGUUUUCCGGAGGACAGAGGUAACACCUAAUGCUUUGUCGCUGUUCCUUUUCUCGGACUCUGGCUGAACGGGCGCCCCGUUCCCCCGGCGGCUUCUGGAGACGCGCUCCGCGGCCGGUGGCGGUUGGCUAAGGUGGCGGCGCCCGGCGGACCCCGGAGAAGGAAGGCGUGCACCUUGCAGCCGCCGGGCUUGCCUCCUUCAUGUGUUCUGUUCGCUCUGUCUUGGCCUUCCCACCUAGGACCUCAUCCCUCUCUCUAUUUCUCUGCCGGGCAGCCAGAAGAGGUGGCCUUCAGCCCACGCUCACCCAGCUAUUGAUGUUCUAAACGUUCUCCCUACUUGGAGACUUGGGUUUGCCUUCCUGGAUGCCAGAGAAAGCACGCCCUUGUUGACCGUGGACAGUUAUCGUCUGUGUUGUGUUAAGCCCACAAGAUAUUGCCAAUAGCUUUUUUUAACGAACUAGUGAGCUUUGUUGGCUGGCCUAAUUUAACGGUAGUGUUGUAGCCCAGCGUAAGUCUUCUGGCUCCUUACUAUCAAUGUAUAUACCUGUCUCCACUUAAUCCAGACCCCUAUCAAUUACUAGAUCUUAACUAUUAUGUUAAAUCUCCAAGAAAUCUGGAGUAUCCAUGUCUCAGUCACUCUUCAUGAUUAUCUGUUUUCUGUACCACUCACUAAAACACCUUUGCCAUGGUUACCAGCGACCUAAUUGCCAAGUCCUAAAGAACACUAGAACAUCCAUCUGCUGCAACUGAUCUAAUUCAUCCCUCCUCCCUUCGCAGUCUCUUCACAGGGUUUUUGGUACCUUUCGUCCUGACCCAGAUCCUGUAUUCUCCAUGAUUCUUCUCACUUUGCUUUGGGGGCCCUAUUCCUCUGCUUGUAAUUCUUCCCAGUGAACAAACUUGCAGUGUCUUCACAUCAGUCCGUAGAUCUUCCUUGAGUCAUCCAGAGAUGGUGAGACAUCCAGACUCUUCCAGAGAUGGUGAGACAUCCAGGCACCCAGGAAAAAACUGAGGAUCAGCAGAACGGUAGCAGAAGGGGCCAUCCCAAAAUACACCACUUUGGCAUAAGGGUUAUUUUGAGCUCAAGGCACUUGAAAAGCAGAUGUAAGAAUGGGGCUCUGACCUUCCCAUUUCUCCCUGAAGGCAGAUAAUGGUCCCAUGUGAAAGGAGUCGUGUCUAUAUGAGAAGAACGCAUCACUAGAAACAGUCAUGCUGAGAGAAAUCUAUACAAACAGACCUUGGUAAAAUAACCCUGUAUCUCCUUUCGUCCCCUCCUAUUUUUGUUGCUAUUUCAAGAUUAUUAUUCUUUGUUCAACCUAGCGUGUAAGCACUUAGGCCUAACCACUUUCAGGGGCUUCAUGUUCCUGUGAAGACUCCCAUGAGCACAUAAAAAUAUUAAAUAACAUGUGUAUGCUUUUCUCUUGUUACUCUGUUUUAUGUCAAUUUAAU
Molecule: messenger RNA, 3301 nt
Organism: Zalophus californianus (California sea lion)
Lineage: Eukaryota; Metazoa; Chordata; Mammalia; Carnivora; Otariidae
Exons: 4
Coding region: 224-1771 (515 amino acids)
Biological process (GO): nucleosome assembly
Cellular component (GO): nucleosome
Molecular function (GO): DNA binding; structural constituent of chromatin; protein heterodimerization activity
Source: RefSeq, a predicted model, not a curated record